Molecule: messenger RNA, 2418 nt
Organism: Mus caroli (Ryukyu mouse)
Lineage: Eukaryota; Metazoa; Chordata; Mammalia; Rodentia; Muridae
Product: low affinity immunoglobulin gamma Fc region receptor II
Biological process (GO): positive regulation of tumor necrosis factor production; cell surface receptor signaling pathway; antibody-dependent cellular cytotoxicity
Cellular component (GO): external side of plasma membrane
Molecular function (GO): IgG receptor activity; IgG binding
Source: RefSeq, a predicted model, not a curated record
UUCUUUUCACUUCCCCAUUUGGACUUCAGAAUUUUGUCUCUUCUCUGGGUACUAUCUGCCAAGCCGGGAGGGAAGCCUGUGCCUGCAGCUGACUCGCUCCAGAGCUGAUGGGAAUCCAGCCGUUCCUACGGAUCCCCAUGGAGAGCAACUGGACUGUCCAUGUGUUCUCACGGACCUUGUGCCAUAUGCUACUGUGGACAGCCAUGCUAAAUCUUGUUGCUGGGACUCAUGAUCUUCCGAAGGCUGUGGUGAAACUUGAGCCCCCGUGGAUCCAGGUGCUCAAGGAAGACAUGGUGACACUGACAUGCAAAGGGACCCACAACCCUGGGAACUCUUCUACCCAGUGGUUCCACAACGGGAGGUCCAUCCGGAGCCAGGUCCAAGCCAGCUACACGUUUAAGGCCACAGCCAAUGACAGUGGAGAAUAUCGGUGUCAAAUGGAGCGGACCCGUCUCAGCGACCCUGUAGAUCUGGGAGUGAUUUCUGACUGGCUGCUGCUCCAGACCCCUCAGCUGGUGUUUCUGAAAGGGGAAACCAUCACGCUAAGGUGCCAUAGNUGGAGGAACAAACCACUGAACAGGAUCUCGUUCUUCCAUAAUGAAAAAUCCGUGAGGUAUAAUCACUACAGUAGUAAUUUCUCUAUCCCAAAAGCCAACCACAGUCACAGUGGGGACUACUACUGCAAAGGAAGUCUAGGAAAGACACCACACCAGUCCAAGCCUGUAACCAUCACUGUCCAAGGGCCCAAGUCCAGCAGGUCUUUACCAGUAUUGACAAUUGUGGCUGCUGUCACUGGGAUUGCUGUUGCAGCCAUUGUUAUUAUCCUAGUAUCCUUGAUCUAUCUCAAGAAAAAGCAGGUUCCAGCUCUCCCAGGAAACCCUGAUCACAGGGAAAUGGGAGAAACCCUUCCCGAGGAAGUAGGUGAGUACAGACAGCCCUCUGGGGGCUCAGUGCCUGUCAGCCCAGGGCCUCCAUCUGGACUGGAGCCAACAAGCAGCAGCUCAUACAAUCCUCCUGAUCUGGAAGAAGCUGCCAAAACUGAGGCUGAGAAUACGAUCACCUACUCACUCCUCAAGCAUCCCGAAGUCCCGGAUGAAGAAACAGAGCAUGAUUACCAGAACCACAUUUAGUCUCCCUUGGGAUUAGGAAAAGCAAGCCAGAAAGGCCAGGAUCUAGUGUCUCCUGGUCCAAGGGAUGCUGUAGAUAUUAAAGAAAACAUCCAGAGUCACUUCUGUGAGUCCUGAAACCAACAGACACUACGAGAUUGGUUCCCAAUGGUUGACUGUACUAAUGACUCCCAUAAUUUACAACUUUCCAACUCAAGACUCUUCUGCUAUAGAUCCACACAGCCACUAAAAUUAAUCAACUUACUGCCGUUAAGAGACUGCAGCAACGUGGGAACUGCUUAUAUUUCACGCUAAGAUAAGGAGAACAAUUAAUGUUAGGAUGCGUCAUCUCGGUGAUGAUAAACCAGACUUGUACCAACCUGUCAAAAGUGAUACUUCUUUGUAAGGAACUUCAAUUUUUUUAUUUUCCUAUAAAGGUCACAUGUUACUUUAAUAGUAAAAUGUUAUAAAAACAAACCAUCUUUCUAUUUACUUUUUCAAGGCUGCAAUGAUUGGAAUAUAGGCUGAGCUCUCUGCGAGAAGACUCUUGUGGAGAUGGGUUAACUUUUCCCUGGGGAGACAUAAGAGUCUUAGGUAGAGCCCUCAUGACAGACCAAAGUCAUAUGAUUACACUCAAGUCUAGUUUGGUGCACCAGUGUGUUUACCUAGCUUAUUUAUGAGUGGGGACAUGAGUUUAGGGUUCCUUUCAGCGGGGUGGAAGAUCUUAUAACAGCAGUCUUAGCACCAAUGACGUCUUUACAGUCACAUAGAUGGUCCCCCACCCCCUCUUUAGUUUGUCUCCCUCAAACUCCCAGUCCUGAAGCCUGUGCCUUUAGACCUCCAGGAUAAUGAGCAUGCACUACUAUCCAGCACCAUACCUGGCCUGGUAGCAGUAGAUAGGAGGUAGAGGAGGGGACAGAUAGGGAUUUGGAGUAGAGGGCCAGUGCCCCUCCCCUUCAAACUGAACAUGCUUCCAGUGAACUUGUCUUCUUGUUUCCACUUCCUUCUCUUUUCUCCUAUGACAAGCAGAAUAAUCACUUUGUUAUAUAACAGGAGUUCUCAGGAAGUCAAACUUUGGAUGAAAGCCAGUGGCAACUGAAGGAUGACCUUGAACUCCUGAUCUUGCUACUUCCACCUCCCAAUUGCUCGGAUCAUAUUAUGUUUGUAUGUUCACAAAAAUCACUCAGGCAGCUAUUUAAGCUUGCUGUAACCACAUGAGUUCAGAGUGUAGACAUAUAAAGGAAAAAAAAGGGAGAAAUUCUCUGUUGUCCUCAUUCCCCUUUAUUCCUCCUCCUUUUCUUCUUCUUCUUCU